Molecule: messenger RNA, 1335 nt
Organism: Planococcus citri (citrus mealybug)
Lineage: Eukaryota; Metazoa; Arthropoda; Insecta; Hemiptera; Pseudococcidae
Product: protein YIPF1
Exons: 2
Coding region: 299-1135 (278 amino acids)
Biological process (GO): vesicle-mediated transport
Cellular component (GO): Golgi apparatus; membrane
Molecular function (GO): small GTPase binding
Source: RefSeq, a predicted model, not a curated record
CGAUAUUUUGUUUUGGAAGAAGAUAAGAAAAGUUUCGAAGCUGGAAGUGAACUUUUAAAUUUCCAUUUCGUACUAAUUUUUACCAAAGUUUUUGCUAAUUAGUUUGUUUAAUAACAUGAAGACUGAAGUAAUCGAAGUUUGAAUAUCUUCUUGAAUGAGUUUUCCAUCAAUCGGUUCGUUUCAUUCGAUAUUUUUGCUCAAAUAUCAACACGUCAGACUGAUCAUUGCGUAGAAAUUCGUUAUCUCAGUGAUGACGUUUUAGUAAUUAACUUUGAAUUCGCGUUAAAUUACUUUAAAAAUGGCCACAGACAAGCAGAUUUUAAUCGAUAUUGAUUCAUCUCCGCAAGAGGAAUCGUUUAAAUUCCAAGACUUCGCCCCAACCGAAUCAAAGUUACCUUAUAAUGCAGACACGAAAGGACCAACCAUCAAGGAUGAGACCACCGACCGGAAACUCUCACUUUGGUCAUUGGAAUAUUUUCAGCAGUUCUUCGACGUAGAUACGGAUACAGUGGUGGAAAGAAUAAUUGCCAGUAUGCGACCAAAACCUGGCAUUAAUUAUUUGCAACAUCAUAUUAAAUCGAAACCCGAUCUGUAUGGACCUUUUUGGGUCUGCGUUACUCUAGUUUUUACCAUCGCUAUUAGCGGUAAUAUGGCUAAUUAUUUACAAGCAGCAUCGCAACAAAUGGAGUAUCGUUGGAAAUACGAUUUUCACGCUGUAUCAUCUUCGGCUAUGACUAUCUUUUUAUACGCUUGGUGUGUACCGAUCAUUUUAUGGGCUCUGUUGAAAUAUCAAGGCAAUGAGCAUUUUCAGCUUACGUUGCUCGAGUUGAUGUGCGUGUACGGAUAUUCCCUAUCCGUUUAUAUUCCGAUCAGCAUUUUAUGGGUAAUACAAGUGAAUUGGAUUCAGUGGAUGUUGGUUUUCAUCGGAGCUGCGUUAUCUGGCUACGUUCUAAUUCAGUCCAUCGGACCAGCGUUUGGAGACAAGAAUUUCAUUUUAUUGUUGGUAUUUCUGGGACUCCAUGUACUUUUGGCUGUAGGCUUCAUGUUAUACUUUUUCCAUGUACCACCGAUGACUCGUGUAGAUAACUUACAUUCUAAUCAAAAUAUUGUUUUGAAUGCAAGUAAAACGAUAUAAUAAUUUUACAUGUUAACGUGUAUAUUUUUCGAUUAAUUUUUUGUUUCGUUGUGAGAUCUCACUGGAAUUUUCACAUUUGUACAUUUACAUUAUGUCAUUAUAAUAUGUUUGUAAUACCAGAAUUGUACCUAUAAUUUUCUUUCGAUGUAAACUAUUAUUCUAAUACUAUAUCUCAAAGAAAUGCAUUGUUUGUAUAGUAA